GAGCAAAAUGCCAUUUCAAGUUACUCAAAAAUUUAUAAAGAUGGCCAAAUUCAUAGCUUUUAAUUCCUUGGUUUUGAUCAUUGCAACAUUUGCAUUUCAUUGUGCUAUAGUCAAUGGAAAGAUUUCAAGUAGCAUGUAUGUCAAUUGGGGUGCUCAUCAUUGUCAAAUGCUAGGGGAUGAUCUUCAACUGGUCCUUGAUAAAUCUGCAGGUUCUGGUGCGCAAUCAAAAAGAACAUUUCUCUUUGGUAGCUUUGAAAUGCUUAUCAAGUUGGUACCUAACAACUCUGCUGGAACAGUCACAACAUACUACUUAUCUUCUACUGGUACCAAGCAUGAUGAAAUCGAUUUCGAGUUUUUAGGAAACGUAUCAGGACAACCUUACAUUCUCCACACAAAUAUUUAUACCCAAGGUGUUGGAAAUAGGGAGCAACAAUUCUAUCCUUGGUUUGAUCCAACUGCUGAUUUUCACAACUACACCAUUCAUUGGAACCCUAAUGCUGUCGUGUGGUACGUUGAUGGUAUUCCAAUUAGGGUAUUUAGAAACUAUCAACUCAAAGGAAUUCCAUUUCCAAACCAACAAGGAAUGAGAAUAUACUCUAGCCUUUGGAAUGCUGAUGAAUGGGCAACAAGAGGUGGACGUGACAAAAUUGAUUGGACAAAUGCACCAUUUAUUGCAACAUAUCGCAAGUUUAGGCCAAGAGCUUGUUAUUGGAAUGGACCAUUGAGUAUUGUUCAAUGUGCAAUACCUACUAAAUCCAAUUGGUGGAAUUCUCCUUUAUACAAUAAAUUGAGUGUAAAUAAGGUUGAUCAAAUGAACUCAAUUAGGAGCAAAUACAUGAUUUAUGACUAUUGCAAAGAUACUACACGAUUCAAGGGAGUUAUGCCUACUGAAUGUUCAUUGCCACAAAACUAGAAGGACUUCGAAAUUGGAAUGAUACAGAAAAGAUUAGCAUGGUCUAUCCGCAAGGAUGACACGUGAAUCGAGAAGGACGUCAAAGUGAAAGCUGCACUUUUUCCUUUUUCUUAUUUUGCUUCUUGCAUGUUUGUUAUUUCUUGUUCUCAAUUCUUUCUUUUUGGUUGUUUUCCGCAAGAAGAUCUUGCUGAGUUGAUCUCAUUUAUGUAUCUCAUUCUUUUCUAUUACAGUUUGAAUGUUUGUAUUAAAGCUCGAUCUCAAGGUCCAUAUUCUGUGAAAGGAUCAUCAUCUACUAUGAAGAACUAGCCUAAAUUUUCCUUUG
Molecule: messenger RNA, 1235 nt
Organism: Nicotiana attenuata
Lineage: Eukaryota; Viridiplantae; Streptophyta; Magnoliopsida; Solanales; Solanaceae
Product: probable xyloglucan endotransglucosylase/hydrolase protein 26
Exons: 4
Coding region: 8-913 (301 amino acids)
Biological process (GO): cell wall biogenesis; xyloglucan metabolic process
Cellular component (GO): cell wall; apoplast
Molecular function (GO): xyloglucan:xyloglucosyl transferase activity; hydrolase activity, hydrolyzing O-glycosyl compounds
Source: RefSeq, a predicted model, not a curated record